UGAGAGGGCGGCAGGUGGCAGAGGCGGGAUCCGUCGCCGAGCAGCAGCCAAGCGGCUGGAGGACGGAGCGGGCUGGGCUGAGGUGAUGGCAGAGCCGGGUUAUCGGCCGGUGUCGCGGCGUGACUCUCGCUCCUUGGCCGGCUACAAGCAUGCCUGUCACGCCAUGUUAUACGCGGCGGAGCCUGGAAAACUCUUCGGCAAAAUCCCCCUUAGAUAUGCGGUGUUGAUGCAGAUGCGGUUCGACGGGAAGAUUGGUUUCCCGGGCGGCUUUGUGGAUCCCCGGGAUAACACCCUGGAAGAAGGACUGAACCGCGAGCUGGGCGAGGAGCUUGGUUGGGACGGCAAGGGUCUGCAGAUCACGGAGGUGGACUAUGCCAGCUCCCACGCCACUGAGGCACUCCCCCAGAAGGUGGUGGCCCACUUCUUCACCAAGAGGAUCUCCGUGGAGGAACUACGCAAGGUGGAAAUGUGCGCCGUCCAGGCGAAAGACCAUGGGCGUGAGGUGCUGGGAAUCAUCCGCGUGCCCCUCUACACCCUGCGGGACGGCUUUGGGGGACUACCAGCCUUCCUGACCAACACUUUCAUCGGCAACGCCAAGGAGCAGCUGGUCGAGGCCUUGCGCAGGCUGAGGCUGGUGAACGAGCCAGAGCUGCAGGCAGCCAUCUCCGCCAGUCGGGUCGGGUAGGAGCUUGGUGGUGGCGGUACCCCCAAGUGUUUGGUCCCCCCACUCCCGUAAAUCCAGGACAGUACACUGCAUGUUGUGGCAAACUACAGUGUUUGUAACGCGGUUGAUUUCUUUUCCUAUUGUCUAUUGUGCGCAUGCCACAUGCUGGGAGUGAGUCGUACAGGCUCGGGGGUGGGGGGGGGCUGGGUCGUAUUUGUACAUCACGUGCCCCCAUGCUCCACAGUCUCUGUCUCUGCCUGGCGCUGAGUGACGGCAGGGCAUACGGGGAACCGGUUUGCAGUGUCCACCCUUUGAAUCUUAGAUACCCAUAGGAGUGGGCAGUGGAGUCUGGUUCAGGGUCUCACCUAUGAGAACUCUGAUUAAGCCACGCUUCCUCUUCUGAUGAGGCUAUGCCACAACCUCCACCUUGUCAAAGUGCAGAUCUUCCACCUCACUGCUACUCUGAAGGUGUAGUCCUCUUUCCCUCCAUGGAAGAAUUGACUUGUGUUCCCUCCUGACAGUGUUGGUUCACUCUUGUGAAUCAGGAUAGUUAUCCGUGUGUUGAUUUUGCAUCAUUAUCCCUGCCUUGUUUGAGCAGGGCAUUACAACAUGGCCCAAGAGUUGGUGGGGGGGGGGGGGGGGCAUCACAGGCCAUUCUGCCUGCAAGUAGACUGAGUGACCAAUGCUUCUGGCUCGCUGGGCUGUGAGGGACGUGUGGUGUCACAGUUAUGGAGGGUGGGGAGAGCACGGGGCCAGACGGCUGUCUCCAUUGUCUGUUUGGAAGGUGUGGAGUGGUGAUGGGGGUUGCUGCCUGGCAGUGGGGCAGUCACCGUGCAUGUUGGCCACCAGUGUGAGUGUGAGCCCAGAAUUUGUUACUUUGGUGUCUCUGUGAAAGCUUGAGAGAUGAAAUAAAGAUACAAACAAUGACCCUCUGUUUCACCACGUUUCUUACUGUGCAUCGCAGCAGCUAGUAGAGUUCUGGUUUGAUCCUGACUCCCAGUGCUCUCUGCGUGGAGUUUGCACAUUCUUCCUAUGACCGCAAAUUAACAUCGGGGAUGAGGUGACAGCACUGACAGGUGCUCACAGCAGCUUGGAGGAGGUGUAAUUCCUGGAGGUCCCCUUUUCACAGAGCACAAAGUGGGCACGGGAACUCAGUAACUUCCGACCAAAUGUGUAACAGAUGGGCAUCAAAUGAUUAUGUGGAUAGUGAUAGGUGGUUGCAGAGAUGGGAAGGGGUGGAGGAGCUAGAGAGUGUUAGAAAGAGAGCUGUGUAGAGGAAGUGAUGGAGUGGGUUUUAGGAGGUUGAAGGGAUUACAGGGAUGGGGAUGAAUGUUAGGGCUGGAUAUUAGCAAGGGGAAAGGCAGGAGAGGAGGUUACAGGGAUGAGAAGGUGAGUAAGAGCUAGAAAGCCUGAGUUGCCAACCUGAGGUCCACUGACCCCUUGGUUAAUGGUAGAGGGUCCAUGUUAUUUUUUUAAAAAAUGAGAAUUCCUGGGCUAGAGAGUGCUACUUCAAUCGGGAGGGGUGUAGUGGGUUCAUGAAUCAGGUUUGUGGGUUGGAAGGGGUUACAGAGAUCAGGAGUGGUGUAGAGGCUUCGAGUCCCUGAGCAAUACAGCACAGAUACAGGCCCUUUGUUCAUCACUUCGCAAGUUAUCUUUGUUGAAAUCCAUUUUCCACUCCUCGCCCCACUUCCCUAACUGAUCAAGAUUCCCUUUCUUACCUACCGGGAUUUCUGGGAUCAUUUUGGCCGCAGUAUGCAUUCCACCUCAGGCCAAUGUUAGUCAGGCUUUAGAUGAUCUGAGCAAUGAGAUCAACGUGUACGAAACAGCGCAGACUAAUGCCUUUAUCGUUUUGGGGGACUUUAACCAGGCCAAUCUGAAAAAAUCAUUAAUCCACUACCG
This is a messenger RNA of Hypanus sabinus (Atlantic stingray), 2563 nucleotides long. RefSeq names its product U8 snoRNA-decapping enzyme. Gene Ontology annotation, biological process: mRNA catabolic process; sno(s)RNA catabolic process. Gene Ontology annotation, molecular function: phosphodiesterase decapping endonuclease activity; snoRNA binding. The record is from RefSeq and is a predicted model, not a curated record. Gene Ontology annotation, cellular component: nucleus. The transcript is spliced from 3 exons. The coding region runs from base 86 to 685 and encodes 199 amino acids. NCBI's taxonomy places the organism in Eukaryota, Metazoa, Chordata, Chondrichthyes, Myliobatiformes, Dasyatidae.